Eremothecium sinecaudum is the source of this 1263-nucleotide messenger RNA. RefSeq names its product aspartate transaminase AAT2 (gene AAT2). The record is from RefSeq and is a predicted model, not a curated record. Lineage: Eukaryota; Fungi; Ascomycota; Saccharomycetes; Saccharomycetales; Saccharomycetaceae. The coding region runs from base 1 to 1263 and encodes 420 amino acids. Gene Ontology annotation, cellular component: cytosol. The transcript has a single exon. Gene Ontology annotation, biological process: L-aspartate biosynthetic process. Gene Ontology annotation, molecular function: L-aspartate:2-oxoglutarate transaminase activity; pyridoxal phosphate binding.
AUGUCUGUUAAUGUUUUUGAAUCACUUGUAAGGUUACCUCCGGAUGCAUUGUUUGACUUGAAGAGGAGGUAUACUGCAGAUAAGCGUGACAAUAAGGUUGAUUUGGGUAUUGGCGCCUAUAGAGAUGACAAUGGUAAGCCCUGGGUGCUUCCUUGUGUUGCGGCUGCCGAGAAAAUGAUCCACGAAGACCCGGAUUUCAACCAUGAAUAUUUAGGUAUCGCUGGUUUGAAUAGUCUUACUACCGCUGCUGCCAAGGUGUUGUUGGGCUCUGAUUCUGAGGCUUUAACAGAAGAACGUGUUGUAUCUGUUCAGACUUUAUCUGGUACUGGUGCUCUACAUACUGCUGCUAGAUUGAUUUUGGCCGCUAGACCUGAUGCUGUAGUCUAUGUUCCAGACCCUACCUGGGGAAACCAUUUCCCUAUUUUCAACACGCAGGGGUUGAAGACAGAAACAUACCCAUAUUGGGACAAGUCUACUAAAUCUUUGAACAUGAAGGGUUUACUUGCUACUAUUUUGCAAUCUCCAGAAGGGUCUGUCUUCUUAUUGCACACCUGUGCCCAUAACCCAACCGGAAUGGACCCUACUAGAGCUGAAUGGGAACAAAUCAUCCAAGCGUUGGCAGAUAGAGGACAUAUGGUUCUGUUUGACACUGCUUAUCAAGGUUUUGCUUCCGGAGAUUUGGACAAUGAUGCAUUCUCUCUUCGUUUCGGAGUUAGCAAAUUGGCAUCCAAAGCACCUGUGCUAGUCUGUCAAUCGUUCGCCAAGAACGUCGGAAUGUAUGGUGAACGUGUUGGCGUAUUCCACGUUGUUAUGCCAAGAGCAGACACCCCAAAGACCACAGCCAGCUCCAAAGCGACACUAACUUCUCAGUUAAACCGUAUUACUCGUUCUGAAUGCUCUAAUCCUCCUGCAUACGGAGCUAAAAUCGUCUCUGAAAUCCUCAACACUCCAGAAUUGACUGAACAGUGGAAGAGUGAUAUGGUAACCAUGUCUACUAGAAUUAAGAAGAUGAGGCAUAUGCUAAGGGACAAGUUACUUGCGCUACGUACCCCAGGUAAUUGGGAUCAUAUAGUUGAACAAUGCGGGAUGUUUUCAUACACUGGAUUGUCCAAGGAGAUGGUGGAAAAGCUAGAAAAAGAACAUGCUGUCUACAUGGUUUCAAGCGGAAGAGCUUCUAUUGCCGGUAUUAACGAAAAUAAUAUUGAUCAUGUUGCUAGUGCUAUUCAUUCGGUCGUUUCUACCUUCUGUGCAUCAAAGCUAUAA